Molecule: messenger RNA, 2529 nt
Organism: Suillus discolor
Lineage: Eukaryota; Fungi; Basidiomycota; Agaricomycetes; Boletales; Suillaceae
Exons: 3
Coding region: 1-2529 (842 amino acids)
Biological process (GO): clathrin-dependent endocytosis; clathrin coat disassembly
Cellular component (GO): vesicle; intracellular membrane-bounded organelle; cytoplasm
Molecular function (GO): clathrin binding
Source: RefSeq, a predicted model, not a curated record
AUGUCUGAUUCAUUCGCAGACCUCUGGAGCUCAUCUGCCCCGUCCAAUCCCACAUCUCCGCAGAUACUUGGGGCUGCCAAACAACGAACAACCAUUCCUCAACGGUCCCAGGAUACAUUCUCCAUUCUUUCCGCUUCUCAACCAGCCUCACGCACGCAUUCCCCCCAUGUCACCGGUCCCACCACCCAGCCACGAAACCCUGUGCCAGCAGGUGGAGCGAGAAAUGUAGAUGCAUUCAGUAGUCUUUUUUCUGGCUCGUUAGCGGAUGGAAAAAAUAACAAUACCGCCAACAUGACCAUAGCUGAGCGCGCGGCAGCGGCUCAGAGAGCAAAGUUACAGCAAGCCCAGGCACCUCCCAGGACCACUGCGCCCUUACCAUCUGCUUGGGACGGGCUUGAUUCUCUUGCACGACAGUCGACACCUUCACAUCCUUCACCCUCUCGUUCACCACAGGUCGACUUUGAUUUCUCUGCGUUUGCAUCUUCUUCAGCCACUAUCGUGAAAUCACCAGUGGGAGAUAAUGAUUGGACUUUACCUGACUCCACAGCUCCUCAACCACAGUCUACUUCUCAAACAAAGCCUGCAGGAACGCUCUGGGACCUUGAUGAUUUUGAAUCAUCUUCUCAUUCUUCCUCUAAUUCCCCAAUCCCUCCUCGCUCACGUACACCUGGUGACUUUGACUUUGGUAAUCGUGAGGAUGGCCUUUUGGAGGCCCACUCCGAUGAUGGUAAUGAUGACAUCUUGGGUGACCUGGCACGACCAGUCGAUGCAGUCAAACCGUCUUCACACAAUCAAUCGACUCGUGCUACACCAUCGCCUCAAGCUCCACAAUUGCAGCGUCUUUCAUCAAGACCUGUCUCACCACCUCCUCACAUCGUCGGGCAAAUUGUAGAAAUGGGAUUCUCUCCCCAACAAGCGCGUAUAGCGCUUGCAGCUACGGAUACCGGUCUCGAUGUACAAGCCGCUUUAGAGACUCUACUCGCAAAUGGUGCUGGUAAUUCCUCCACCCCACCUCCAUCGUCGCAUGACUACGAAGUUCGACCGCCCCCACGACGCCCACCAAAUCAGCGUAUUAGCUCAAACCGAGACCGAGACCGAGAAGUACUGCGUAGUACCGAACCAGAAACACAUCAAUCUCCAGAUCUUAACGUGCAAGCGGAGAAGAUUAUCGCACAAGCUAGUGAAAUCGGUAUAAGCGUUCUUAAUCGCGCAAAUGCUUUCUGGAAGGAGAGCAAGGAGAAAGCACAGCGGAUAUAUGAAGAACGUGCGGCUGUGGCUCGAGCUGGGGCAGGGACCAAACGAGGAGAUGGGAGACCGCGUUGGAUAUCGGACGAAGUACCGGACAGAGCUGGUGUAGAGCAACAGGAUAGGAGAGUGACUGAUGGGUUCAAGGAUGACGAUCAAACCCCCCCUCCGACUAGACGAUUAAGACAAGAUGGGCCCACUAGACAACCUCCCUCACAGCCUGUCGAAUUGCCAUCGCAGUCUCAACCGAAAGAAGUGGAUCUUCUCUCAUCUGAGGCCCCCGUUUAUCAGUCUCCAUUCCGACGUGGUCGCCCAACACCACAGCCUCAGCCUCCCGCAGCUCCUUCCCAUCCUACUCCUGUUCCCUCACCUCCGAAGCCACAACGUGUACUGGUUCCCGCAUCGUCUUCAGCCCUCUCAACAUCUGCUUCACACAAAGCCACGGGCACGUCAGCAUAUAAACUCGGGCAGUAUGCAAAUGCAGAAUCAGCUUAUUCUCUUGCCAUUGCUACACUACCAGCCUCACACAUCCUCCUCGUUCCGCUGUACAACAACCGUGCGCUCGCAAGGCUCAAGACAGGUGAGACCCGUAGCGCAAUAGAAGACUGUGCAAGCGUGAUAGAGAUAGUCGGUGAUGACAGAGGCGUUAUCGAGGGGGUAGAUUUAGGGGAUGCCCUUGUGAAAGCUUGGCGAAGACGUGCAGAAGCCUAUGAGGGGAGAGAGAAGUGGGAGGAUGCAAGGAAAGACUGGGAAUCAGUUGCGGGGGCUGCAUGGGCGCCAUCGAAUAUACGUGCCGAAGGCGCGCGUGGAGCUGGACGAUGCAGACGGAUGCUCAAUUCCAAUGUUGACGAGGACGCCCCCGUACCAAAACCCAAGCCAAAGCCCAAAGCCCCAUCGGUCAAGCCCGCGCCAACGCAUUUCGACUCGGGGGCGCUCAAGGCUUUGCGUGCUGCGACCAGUGCAGCUGAAGCCGAAGAUAAUCAGCGGCAUGAACUCAAGGACUCUGUUGAUGCUCGGUUGAUAGCAUGGAAAGGCGGGAAAGAAGCUAACAUCCGUGCAUUGAUUGCUAGCCUCGACUUGGUGUUAUGGCCAGAGCUGAAAUGGCAGAAAGUGGGGAUGCAUGAGCUUGUGUCGAAUGCUCAAGUAAAGUCUCGUUACACGCGUGCCAUUGCGCGUGUACAUCCAGACAAGCUGAACGCGCAAAAUACCACUGUUGAACAGAGGAUGAUCGCCAAUGGGGUGUUCGGUGCUUUGAAUGAGGCGUGGAACGCGUUUCAACAGUGA